AACUGAGACACUGCAUCACCCGAGCAUGGUCAAACACUGAGCACAGUAAUCCAUUUGGUGCCGAGAGUUACACCAUUGGCCCAAAGUGUUGCUCCCAAAGGCGAAGAGAAUCAAAUAACGCCACCCCGAGGCCACAAAGGAACUUGUGGCUCAGAAUCCUCUUCGCCCUGCUCACGUGGCCUCCCCCGUCCUCUUCCUCCUCCUCCUCCUCCUCGUCUGUUAAACCCCGAGGCAGGUGAAGAGAGCACAAAGUUACAGAGGGAAGAGGCAGAGGCGAGGUGAAACAGAGCAGUAGAACAGGGCAGGAGAUGUCAGAAAACAGAGACACCGCAAUCAAGCUGUUCGGCAGGACGAUCCCCCUGCAACGCUGCGGCAGCGGGGACGGCGGAGGAGACAACCAGAAGGAUCUUCAAGUGGAAGAUACUGCUGCUCGAUCACAGGACAAGAAUGAGUGUACUACAUCGACGAGCGAGAUGGAUAAACCAGCUUCCGCUGAUCAAAAGGAUGCGUCGACCAAGAACUCGGUGGCGGAAGAACACUCGAAAGACAAGGCUGUGAAGAAGCCGGACAAGAUCCUCCCUUGUCCUCGGUGCAAAAGCUUGGACACCAAGUUCUGCUACUACAACAACUACAACGUCAACCAGCCGAGGCACUUCUGCAAGAACUGCCAAAGGUAUUGGACCGCCGGUGGCACCAUGAGGAACGUCCCCGUUGGAGCUGGUCGACGCAAGAGCAAGAGCACUUGUCACUUCCGGCACAUCGCCGUGUCGGAGUCCUCCCUCCAGUCCGUUCGAUGUAAUGCACCUGAAUCAGUUCGUUACCCUCCGAAGCCAAAUGGCACGGUACUCAGCUUUGGCACGGAUGCGCCGGCGAAGGCAAAACCGCUACCUUCGUCUGAGACAUCCAUGCUUAGUCCGAACGAAAAUGGUGGCCAGAAUUAUCAGGGAUCAGCUGCUCCAAUUCCAUGUUUCGGUGGAUCCCCGUGGCCGUAUCCUUGGACACCAGCAGCUCCUCUCAGCUUUCCGAUCCCGUUCUAUCCUGCUGCGGCUUAUUGGAGUUGCGCUGUUCCAUCCGGAGCUUGGAGCGUUCCAUGGCUGUCCCCCUUAGCUUCCUCUCACCCAGCGGCAGCACCCAAUACUGGCAACUUAGGCAAGCACUCGAGGGAUGGAAGCAAUCUGAACAAUAGCAGUCUAUCGACGGAAGAAGACGGCGGUUUGGCUCCGACGACGCUGAGGAUUGAUGACCCUGAAGAAGCUGCAAGGAGCUCCAUAUGGACCAUGGUGGGCGUCAAGCGCAGCAAGAACAAUGCGGUUAGCAAUGGAGGGCUUCUCAGGGCCUUCCAUCCGAAGGUAGACGUCAAGAACCAUGUGCUGGUGGCACCAUCACUGCUGCAUGCCAACCCUGCUGCGCUGUCUCGAUCUCUGAACUUCCAUGAGACCUCUUAGAGAAGCAAAUCGAGCAACUGCAAUUUUGCAGAGUAGAAGGAAGAUGGUGAAGAGGAACUCAGGAGUGCGUCCUUGCUGAUGUAACACUAGAAAUUAGUAAUCUUGGCUUAGAUAUGAUGGCUUGGUGAGUCUUCUGCAUGUGAAAAUAGAUCUGUAGUGAGAGGGAUGUCUGUUUGUACAUAAAUAAGUGUUGGAACUCGAUUGAAGAGAAUGAUAGUGAGUAACCUUUUGCUUA
Molecule: messenger RNA, 1680 nt
Organism: Musa acuminata AAA Group (dessert banana)
Lineage: Eukaryota; Viridiplantae; Streptophyta; Magnoliopsida; Zingiberales; Musaceae
Product: cyclic dof factor 1
Exons: 2
Coding region: 309-1445 (378 amino acids)
Biological process (GO): regulation of DNA-templated transcription
Molecular function (GO): DNA binding; DNA-binding transcription factor activity
Source: RefSeq, a predicted model, not a curated record